GCCGAUUGGUGUUGCUUCUUACCUGAGUCGUCGUCGUGUUGCCGCCGUUCCGUCUUCGUGUUGCUGUCGCACCGUCGUCGUGUUGCCGCCGUUCUCGAAACCCCGACGCGAGGAUAAUACCCGCAGAAUAUAUCACACUCCUUGGAAAGGUGGUCGGUUUGAGUGUGGUUAAGUUAUAACUUGCGAUACGACGUUGUGUUGCUGCUGUGACCUUGUGUUGCUGCUGCAACAUUGCAUUGCGAACCGCCGACGACAGGAUAAAGCCCACUAAAAAUAAUUUAAACUAAUGAAACAAAAUAAAAUACUGUGGCAUGUGGUUAACUUGAUUUUAACUCUCAAUCGUUAGUGUUACUUAUUAAUCAAAUAAAAUCUUUUUGUUGCUGCUGAGCAAUUUGGUUGCUGCUGUGAUAGAACCUCUAACGCCAGGAUAAAUCCUUAUACAUAAAAUCCAACUCCUCUGGCAUGUGUUAAACUCAAGUGUAAAGUGUUCUUGGUGUUCCCCUUAUUUAAACUCCUGCCUCGAAGGACAUGGACUCCGAACAGGAGUCGAGUAACCACCGCGGUUCGGUCUCCUCCAGCCGUUCCCUGGAGAUUCCCGUCACGCCCUCGCGUUCCCCCAAGAAAGUGUCCUUCUCGGAUGAGCUGCCCCAGUCGCAGACUCCUGCCCAGCAGCCCAUCCAGCCGCCAGUUGCCACGGGAGUGAGUCACGUGCUGCAGCAGGCAGCUCAGUAUCUCGAGCGAUUGCACGGAUCACGUGACUCCCCCGAAGAGAAGGAGGAGCAAGUGCAGCCAGCUGGAGAUAGCAGUGAAGCCGCAGUUCUCGAUCUGGAUGCAGUGGAUUUCGGUGCGGGUGAACCGGCGGCAAGUGAUAACCCAAUUGUGGCCAGUUCGCCGAGCAUUCUGGUUGCCAGCGUUGUUGGCAUGCAGGAAGCGAUUGCCAGCGCAAAUGGAAAUGGAAAUGGAAAUCCGAAUCAGCGGCAAUCAAAUUUGUACACGGAACGAUACAACCUCAAUUUAGAUAAGAACUGCAGCUCCAUGGAGCUGGAGGCGCGCCGGGAGAAGCAGCGCUGGCUGCUCAUUUCCGAGUGCAGUGCACUUUUCGACGAGGGCGAGGGAAAGCACACGAGGGAGGCUUUCCGGAAGCUUUUCCUGGACGAGGAAUUCCAGCAGAAGCUCUUCCAGCUGUUCGAUCUCGAGCGGAAUGGCUAUCUCCUGCAAGAUCGUUGGAUCGAGCACCUCAAGGGUCGGCUAACUGACGAUCGCCAGAUGGACUUUGCCGAGCAGAUCGAAUCGGUGGUUUACGUGAUCUGUGGGGAAAACAGCAGGGUUAGUUUCAAGAACUUCCGCGAUAUUUGGCACACAAGAGGGAUUCUCGAUAAGCUGUACCGCCUGAUAGAAGUGGAUGGAAGCAACCUGGUGUCCACCAAUCAGGUGAUGGAGUUCAUCUCCCACCUGACCAACUCCCGUCCACGAACGGGAUUCGAUAAGAGUUCGCUGGCCCGAUUGGAGCAGCUUUUCCGGAACACCGUGGGAAACGAACAGGAGAUUCGGAGGGAGGAGUUCCAGAAAAUCGUCACCUCAAAGAAUCCCUUCUUCACGGAGCGUGUCUUUCAGAUCUUCGACAAGGACAACUCGGGCUCCAUUUCGCUGCAGGAGUUCAUUGAUGCAAUUCACCAGUUCUCUGGUCAGUCGGCCGAUGACAAGAUCCGUUUCCUGUUCAAAGUCUACGACAUAGAUGGUGAUGGGCUCAUCCAGCACAAGGAGCUGCAUGAUGUCAUCCGCCAUUGCAUCAAGGAGAACGGAAUGGAGUUCUCAGAGGACCAAAUCGAGGACCUCACCAGUGCCAUGUUCGAGGAUGCAGAUCCACACAACAGUGGAGAGAUCACCUACGAAGCGCUGAAGAACCAACUGCACAAGCAUGGUGGUCUCCUGGAAAACCUCAGCAUAACAAUUGAUCGCUGGCUGGUGCCAAUUGCUGAGGAUCGGCAGGCUGGAGGAGCCGCCAAGACCGGAAUUUGGAGCUCGCUUCCCCAUCAGUUCUCCCUGGCCUACAUGAAGAAUAACCAGGUGUUCGUGACGUACCUCUUCUUCUAUAUAUCCGUCAACCUGUGCCUCUUCAUAUCCCGUGCUAUUCAGUACCGAGCUAGCAAUGGAUUCGUCAUCAUAGCUAGAGCUUGUGGACAAUGUUUAAACUUCAACUGUGCAUGGGUGUUAGUACUUAUGCUGCGGCAUUCGUUGACUUACUUGAGAGGACGUGGACUAUCCUCGUACCUUCCGCUCGAUCACCACGUUUACCUGCACAAACUCACAGGAAUCACGAUCUCCGUACUCAGUUUGGUUCACACGAUAAUGCACCUCUUCAACUUUUCGAUCAUCGUGAUCAACGAUCCGAACAUUAAUGCUGGACAUUACACCAUUGGCGAGUGGCUGCUCACAGAUCGGCCAGGAUUGUUUGGCUUGAUUCCGGGAUGCGCCAAUCCCACAGGAGUUGCCUUAUUAACUAUAUUGGUCGUGAUGUUCGUGUGCUCCCAACCCUUCGUGCGGAGAAAGGGCAGCUUUGAGGUGUUCUACUGGACCCACUUGCUUUAUGUUCCCUUCUGGGUGCUGUGCCUGUUCCAUGGACCCAAUUUCUGGAAGUGGUUCCUGCUCCCGGGACUCGUUUACAUAGUUGAGCGGGCACUCCGCUUCAUUUGGAUGAAGGGAGAGCACGGCAAGACGUACAUCAGCUCUGGGUUGUUGCUCCCCUCCAAGGUGGUUCACCUGGUGAUCAAGCGACCGCACCACUUUAAUUUUCGGCCUGGAGACUAUGUCUUUGUGAACAUUCCAGCCAUCGCCAACUACGAGUGGCAUCCAUUUACGAUCAGUUCGGCUCCCGAGCAGGAGGACUACAUGUGGCUGCACAUACGCACCGUGGGCGAGUGGACCAAUCGCCUGUAUCGGUACUUCGAAAGGGAACAGCAGAAGCUGCAGCAGAGCGGCUCGUCGGAGGUGGUUCCCCAGCACAUGCACGCCAUUCCCACGCCCAGUUUCAUGCUCCUCAACGAGUCCAGGAAUCCAGCGUUGGCCGGAGAGCGAUCUGCCACACCGCAAACGGAUUUCCUGGCCAGAAAUCUGGCCGUGCAGGCGGUGCCACCAGUGCGUCCUCCUCGCCAGAAUCGAAAGCCAGCGGGAGGUUCUGCCGCCGAUCCGCCACCCACAGGGGUUAAUCGCAUCCGCAGCAUCAAGAAGAGCCUGCAGAGAACGUUCUCCCGGAAGGAGACAGUGGAGCCCAAGAAAGGCAUUCCAAACGGAGCUUUUGUGGGCGAUGGCGAGCGGGAAGACAUCAGCUUGAAGCAGCGACCACUGGAGAAGAGCAUCUCUUUGCCAGACAUCAGCGUGAAGAAAAAGAGGAGUCGCCUCAAGGCCCUUCGAGCCUUGGGUCGCUCCGAAUCCGAAUCCGCCUUCGAUGAGAAGCGGGUGCGUCGCGCCAGGAACAACAGCGUGGGAUUGGCCUACCUCAGUCCGCAGAACAAGUCGCUGGCGCAGAGCUUCCGCUACAUGCGCACCAAGCCCACAAUCAUCGCCUUCAAGACGCCCAGCAUGGAGGAGCGGGAGCACCAGCUGGCGGCUGGGGAGGCCAAUGGCGCAAGUCCUGCCAGCAGGGCGGAGCAGGGUCAACUGGGUGGGUCCAGGCUGGAGGCGGUGGACAAGCUACAGGUGGCCAGACUCAGUCUGGCAGCCGAGGUGGCCUCCAAGCCACUGGAGGACCAAACACAGACGGGAUCCGGCAGCAGAAAGUCCAUUCUGCGGCGUCCCACUUUCCUGCGCUCCCUGUCCACCUCCAUAAAUAACAGGUCAGGCGGCGGCGGUGGCGGUGGAGGAUCGACUGGUAGCUCCACAACUAACAGCGGUGGCAAAGUCACACUCGAUGCGGGAGUCAUGGAGAUCUUCAUCGAUGGUCCGUAUGGAGCGCCCUCGAGUCACAUCUUUGGUGCCCAGCAUGCGGUGCUCAUAGGAACGGGCAUCGGAGUCACUCCCUUCGCCUCCAUUCUCCAGUCCAUUAUGCAUCGCUACUGGAAGGCACGGCACAGCUGUCCGAGGUGCCAGUUCGAGUGGGCCAGCGAGAUACCCAAGUCUGUGAUGAACCUGCGCAAGGUGGACUUCUUCUGGAUCAACAGGGAUCAAAGAUCCUUCGAGUGGUUCGUCAAUCUGCUCUCCCAGCUGGAAAUCGAGCAGGCGGAACUCGGUGGCGCCAUGGAGCGCUUCCUGGACAUGCACAUGUACAUAACGAGUGCCCUGCAAAGAACCGACAUGAAGGCGGUGGGUCUUCAAUUGGCCUUGGAUUUGCUGCACGAGAAGGGCAAGCGGGAUCUAAUCACUGGGUUGAAGACCCGCACCAAUGCAGGAAGACCCAACUGGGACAAGGUGUUCAAGCAGCUGCAGGCCCAGCAGAAGGGCAAGGUCACCGUCUUCUAUUGCGGUCCGCCUCAGUUGGCCAAAACGCUGAGAUACAAGUGCGACCAGUAUGGAUUCGCCUUUCGUAAGGAGUGCUUCUGAACAAGUCAUCUCUAUCUCUCGCCUCCAUCUCCUCCACCUCCUCCUCGUCCACUUCCACAUCCAACUCCCGCUCUGUGUCAAUACCCCUCGUUCAUCGUGUUCUCAUUUGCAUAAGCAACGGGUUUAUUUCGGGUUCGGUUCGGUUUAGCUUAGCUUAGAUGGCUAUUUAUUCGUCACUUGUCUUGUUGCCUCAUUGUUGAGUAUGUCCCCAGCUUGUAAAUAUCUAUAUCUAUCUGUAUAAUCUAUGUGCUCAUGCAAUAAAGUUUGUUACCCAA
Messenger RNA from Drosophila ficusphila, 4811 nucleotides. RefSeq names its product NADPH oxidase 5 (gene Nox). Gene Ontology annotation, biological process: superoxide anion generation; defense response. Gene Ontology annotation, molecular function: calcium ion binding; superoxide-generating NAD(P)H oxidase activity. Gene Ontology annotation, cellular component: NADPH oxidase complex; plasma membrane. Lineage: Eukaryota; Metazoa; Arthropoda; Insecta; Diptera; Drosophilidae. The record is from RefSeq and is a predicted model, not a curated record.